UGAGGACAUGAAAGAUGUUUGAGCAUUCACCAAUGGUCGAGGGAUGGAUGUCCAGUGGUAAUCGCGGAGUGUGACAGUCCAGCUACAUAUCACUUCCUUGGAACCGCCCCUCCUGUAAUUACAUAGUCAGGCGAAUACGUAACCAGCCUCGAGUGACGUCAGAGGAAUCCUCCUUAAUUUAUUUCAGAUGUUCAGCUUAAGAAGAACAGCACUUCAUUCCAUCUCAACUGGGCGUCUCCUGACUUCCAACAGUUUUCAAGCGAAUCGAUCGACGAUGGCUUCCACUCGAUCCAAGUCGACUAUCACCUACCAGCAUCAGGACAGUCUACCACAUCUGCCUGUGCCCGAACUCGAAUCGACUGCUCAGAAGUACUUCCGAUCGAUCUUACCACUCGUAUCCCCUCAGGACCCGCACUCACCCACUGCCUCCGAUGGAACACCCACCCCAGCUUAUAAGCACACGAAAGCUUGCGUGGAAGACUUUCUCAAGUCUCCGUUGGUCAAGGAGCUUCAGAACAGGUUGAAGAAACGCGCCCAUGAGGAAGGCCGAGAGAGCUGGUUGAGCGAAUGGUGGAACGAAUUGGCAUACAUGGCUUAUCGGGACCCGUUGAUCCCGUUCUCUUCCUACUACAUUGCCCACAAGGUCGAUCAUCAUCGCAGAACUGGACCCAAGAGAGCAGCGGGGUUGGUCCGGGCUAUGAUGGAAUUCAGGCAUCUAACCGAGACUGAGCAGCUUGAACCCGAGCAUAGUCGUACCGGGCCGCUCUGCAUGAACAGCUACAGAUGGCUAUUUAACUCCUGUCGAUAUCCCGUCAAACCGUCUGACACGGCCAGAAAGUUCGAUCCCCAAGUUAAUACUCACUUGGUAGUCAUCAGGAAGGGGCAAUUCUUUGAGUUACCGGCCGUCAAGCCUGACGGGACUCUCCUGUCAGAAGCUGAACUGGAGUCGCAAUUCAACAAGGUUAUCCAACUAGCUGGCCCUACCGAAACCCCAUUCCCAGUAGGAGCUCUUACCACUGAGCAUCGUGAUAUAUGGGCCGAUAUGCGAGAAGAGUUGUGCAAAACUGAUCCACACAAUUCCAAAUCGCUUGAAAGAAUUGAGUCUGGCAUAGUAUGCGUAGCUCUAGAUGAUACUUCGCCAAUCACAAGAGAUGAACUUGGAUUCACAAUCUGGUCCGGUGGAGGUAAAAACAGGUUUUUUGAUAAACAGCAAUUGAUUGUUUGUGAAAACGGCCAGAGCGGUUUCAAUGCCGAACAUUCCUGCAUGGAUGGGACGCCUGUGUCUCGGAUGAAUGAUUGGAUACUUGACGCACUUGCCAACAAAAAGAUUGAUUUGGGUUCCAGUUUUGACUCUAAUCUGCCGGCUCCAACGCCCAUAGAGUUUGUACUGUCAGACACAACCAAGCAGAACAUCCUCAGAUCGGUCACCAAGUUCCAUAAUUUGAUGUCUCUGCAGACCUUGGAUGUCUUAGAGUACCCCGGCUACGGAAAGCGUGUGAUCAAGAAUCAAUUCAAGACCUCUCCCGAUGCGAUCGCUCAACUCACCUUCCAAUUGGGACAUUACAAGUUAUUUGGCCGAGUACCUGUGACUUACGAAUCUUGCCAAACAAGAAAAUUCAAGCUUGGUCGAACAGAAGUCAUCCGAUCGUGCUCUAUCGAAGCUCUCGAGUGGUGCAAAGCUAUGGAAGACGUGAACGCUGAUUGGCCUACCCGACUAGAGAAAUUUAAACUAGCUGCCAAGGCCCAUUUGGCAUAUGCUAAAGAAGCUAGCGAUGGGCAAGGUGUAGACAGGCAUUUACUUGGAUUAAGACUUUCUUUGAAACCAGGGGAAGAGAUGCCAGCGCUAUUCCAAGAUCCGAUAUACAAAGAAUCGACUAAUUGGAUAUUAUCUACGAGCACGCUGCCUUCGGAAUAUUUUAACGGGCUCGGAUAUGGUGCAGUUGUGCCUGAAGGCUUCGGCCUGGCUUAUGCCGUGAACGAGGAAUCGAUGAGGUUUACCGUCACGACUACUACCGGGAAUGGCGCUCGCUUGAAAUAUUGCUUGCACGAGGCUGCUGACGACAUCCAUAAGAUGAUGCGAUCUCAAGACGGCAAAGGGGUGCCUAGCGCUAAACUCUAACUUGCCAUCAUUCUUUUUCUUUUGGACGGCUUGUCUAAUCAGCGGGGAAUCCGAUCAUCGAGUUUCCUUUUUUUGCAUUCCUCAUGUCUUCUUUUUUGAUUAUCAACCUCAGCAACAACUAGUGAAUAAAAUUGUUUCUCGUUUGUAUUCUAGAUACUUCCCCUGAUAAGCUGUGUAUCACCAUUGACCUAUAACAUACUGCUUCGUAGUGCACAUAUUGUAAACGCUAUCGUUCUCUCUCUACCGUGAUCUAAUCAGUCGUACUCCUCUAUCUGAACGACUACGGUCAUUGUUGAUUUGGGCGACUGAUCAAUCUACCUUGUUAUAGAUCUUCUUAAAAGUCAUUUUAUUUUUGUACAUAUUUUUUGUGGGAACUCAUUUUACUCUAGUCUAGUGCGAAUGAAGUCAUUAUGGCUUG
Molecule: messenger RNA, 2537 nt
Organism: Puccinia graminis f. sp. tritici CRL 75-36-700-3
Lineage: Eukaryota; Fungi; Basidiomycota; Pucciniomycetes; Pucciniales; Pucciniaceae
Exons: 8
Coding region: 188-2119 (643 amino acids)
Biological process (GO): carnitine metabolic process
Cellular component (GO): mitochondrion; peroxisome
Molecular function (GO): carnitine O-acetyltransferase activity
Source: RefSeq, a predicted model, not a curated record